AUGACGGCAGCCAAGCGAGUCGCACACGGCGUGCUCCCUCGCACGUGGACCACCUCGGCGGGCGCACCACCGCGCCGGUUGCUGUCGACGGCCACCUCGUCGUCCCGACCUUCACUCGCCCGGGCUCCCUCGACCUCGGCCAACACGGGCGCACCGCCAAAGCGGUCCCUGUUCCUCCUGUCGACCGCGCUCCUGUCGACCGGGCUCGUCGCCGGGUACGCCGUCGCGCUCGUCGCCCCUCGACCUCAGCUCCUGUCGCUCGUCUUCCCCUUCCCGACACCGCACCCGCCGCCCAAGGACCACCCGGACGCGCACGAGAUCCGCGACUCGAUCGAGAAGGGCCUGCACAACCUCGACGUCGUCAAGCGCCUCAAGGAGGACGUCGUGCCCACCGCCUCGCUCCUCGCCCCACCUCCCCCCUCUUCCUCUUCCUCGUCCACCUCCCUUGAGCAGCAGGCUGCGGCCGCCGCCUCGACCGCCGGCGACAUUUCGCCGAGCGACACCCCGCUGUCGCCGCGUUACACCCUCUCGCGCCCCUACGCCUCGACCCCGGCCGGCCCGCACUCGCUCUCGGGCUACGCCUUGCGAGGGCCGGGCAAGUUUGCCGUGCCGCCGCUCGUCUUCACGACGACCGACAAGAAGGAGAGCGUCCUCGUCGUGCAUGUCGGCGAUGGCCUGUGCGGCCACGAGGGCGUCGUCCACGGCGGGCUGCUCGCGACCGUUCUCGACGAGGCCAUGGGCCGCACUGCCCUCCUCAACUUGCCGAGCAACAUCGGCGUCACGGCGACGCUCGCCAUGAAGUACAAGAAGCCGACGUUCGCCAACCAAUACCUCGUUGUGCGCACCUCGCUCGUCAAGCAGCAAGGGCGCAAAGCAUGGGUCCAGGGCCGCAUCGAGGACGCCGAGGGCACGACGCUCGUCGAGGCAGAGUGCCUCUUUGUCGAGCCCAAGUUUGCCCAGUUCCUCAACAACAGCAGCGUGCGCGAGGCGCUCAAGUAGAACGAGGAGGAGCAAGCAGACGGGAGCCGACAUUGCAGUAGACGCUAGAGUCUCUCUCGCCC
Messenger RNA from Rhodotorula graminis WP1, 1061 nucleotides. RefSeq lists its product as uncharacterized. The coding region runs from base 1 to 999 and encodes 332 amino acids. The record is from RefSeq and is a predicted model, not a curated record. The transcript has 3 exons. Lineage: Eukaryota; Fungi; Basidiomycota; Microbotryomycetes; Sporidiobolales; Sporidiobolaceae.